AUGGAAUCUUCAACAAAACCAAACAUUAUAAUAGUCGGAGGUGGAUAUGCAGGUGUACAAGUAGCCCAAGAUCUUGACAAAUCUCUCUCAAGAACACAUCAAAUAAUUCUCAUUGAAAAAAAGACGCAUUUUUAUCAUGCGGUUGGUUCAUUACGUGCAAUGGUCGAAGAGAAUUUUGAGGAGAAAAUUUUGGUGCCAUAUACUUUGCUACUUAAAAACGGCGGGAAAGUUGUGCAUGCUUCCGUUACCGAAAUUCAUAAAAAUGAAGUGAUAGUUGAUACAGAAACUGAAUGGGGGACUAGUAUUCCAUUUGAAUAUUUGAUUCUCGCUACGGGAAGUUCAUAUGCUGCACCGGCUAAAGUCGAUAAAACGACAAAAGAAGAAAUCGUUUCAGAGAUUGGAAAAAGACGUGAUGCUGUCAAAAAUUCCAACAAGAUUUUAAUUAUUGGAGGUGGUGCAGUUGGCAUUGAACUUGCUGGAGAGCUUGCUACUGUAUACAAAGAAAAAACAAUCACAUUGGUACACGCUGGAGAAACUCUUCUUCAUCCAAAAUUUCCAAAGAAACUUCGAGAUGAUUUAUAUAAACAACUCAAAGACUUAAACGUUAAUGUAAUAUUUGGCGAAAAAUUGGUACUCCCGGAAGGUGGUCUCGGUGAUGGUGUCACUUACAAGAAAUUACAAACGAAUAAAGGCACUACAAUCGAAAGUGACGUACAAUUUUUUGCGAUCGGUGCAAAACCAAACACAUCUCUUGUUAAAACGCUUGAUGCCUCGCUUUUAGAAGAAAAGACGAACCUUAUUAAAGUCACGCCGACACUACAACUUGAACACGAAGAAUUUAAACAUAUGUUCGCAGUUGGUGACGUUACAAAUAUCGAUGAAACGAAAAUGGCUUAUCGUGCUGGACUACAAGCAGCUGUCGUCACGAAAAAUGUCGAAGCUUUGAUUUCCAAAAAGAAACUAACAGAAUACCAACCACCGUCAGAAGUUAUUGUGGUUACAAUUGGUAAAACUGGUGGUGCUGGUUUAUUGCCAAUGUUUGGUGGUCUUGUCGUUGGGCCUUUUUUAGUAAAGAAUCUCAAGGGAAAGGAUUUAUUUCUCGGUAAAUAUUGGAAGCAAAUUACUGGCGAGGCUUUCCCUUCUUUGGCAUCUGCCAAAGCUGCUUUUCCUGCAAAUGCUGUUGUUCCUGUAAUUGCGACUUUUGUGACCGUUAUUUCUUAUACUUUAUAUUACAUUCUUUAA
Messenger RNA from Ambispora leptoticha, 1242 nucleotides. The record is from the annotation of a GenBank genome assembly. NCBI's taxonomy places the organism in Eukaryota, Fungi, Glomeromycota, Glomeromycetes, Archaeosporales, Ambisporaceae.